ACAGGGGAUGUAGAUCAGUAGAUGGGCCACUAGGAAGGAAGGAAGGAAGGAAAGAAGAAGUCGUGAAACUCUCUCCAAACAAUCCCCAUCUCUCUCUCUCUCUCUCUGCAUCCAAACUCCAAACCCUUCAAACGUGGCCUUUUAAAUGCCUCUUUCCUGAAACUAAGCCACCCACAACAGACAGACCAGACCCCCACACCCACGUACAUAUAGAUCCUUCAAUAUUUCUCGCCGGAAAACAGCUCUUCCUCGGCGUACUCUCUCUACCUCCCUCUCUCUCUUUCUCUAUAUAUAUAUGUGCCAACACACCAUGGUGCAGGAAGGGAAGAUGAAUAGCAACGGGCGGGAAGGAAAAGCCAGAAGGGUGGCUGUGGUCACAUCACCCUUGAAACUGGAAGGGGACUCAUCGGACGGUGAUGAUUACAGAGUUCCCAAUCUUCUCCACCGAGUCCUCAGCCUCUUGAAGAAUGUGCACCCUGGAACCGACCUCAUCAGAUUCCAGGUGCCGCCCGUCUUCAACAUCCCCAAGUCAAUGCUCCAGUGCUACGGCGAGCCGGUUUACUGCGUCGGCAAAGACCUGCUGGGCGCGUGCGCCAACGGCCAGAGCUCCGUCGACCGGUUUCUAUCGGUGGUGGCCUGGAACAUCUCCACCCUUCGCCCUCUGAUGUUCGGCGUCGCCCCUUACAAUCCCGUUCUCGGAGAGACCCAUCACGUCUCCAGGGGCACUCUCAAUGUCCUCCUCGAGCAGGUUUCUCAUCACCCACCAGUCUCUGCACUUCACGCCACCGACGAGCAGAAUGGCAUCGAGAUGAUCUGGUGCCAUCAUCUUGCCCCAAAAUACAAUGGAACUUCAGUGGAAACCAGAGUUCACGGAGAAAGGCAGCUGAAACUACUGAACAAGGGUGAAAUUUACGAGAUUGGGCACCCGAACCUUGUGAUAAGAUUCCUUCCGGUGCCUGGCGUUCACUGGGUCGGCAAUGUCACGAUUCGCUGCCGACAGACUGGGCUUGAAGCCAUGAUUUGUUUUGGGGGCUCUUCGUUUCUUGGCCUCAAACCUAGUAAUCGAUCCGUUAAAGGCACAGUAUUCAUCUCAUCGUCGAGGAAGCCUAUUUACGACAUCACUGGCCAUUGGGACAGAACUGUAACCGUUAAGGAUGCCGGGAACGGCAAAUCAACGGUCAUAUAUGAUGCCAGGGAUGUGCUUUCACGGCUCCGAACUCCAAUCGUAAAGGAUCCAGAGGGGGUGUCGGAACUCGAUUCGACGAUGGUGUGGGGCGAGGUGAGCGAGAACAUCCUGAGCAAAUGCUGGGAGAAAGCAAGGGAAGCAAAGACCGAAGUAGAGGAGAAAGAGAGGGAGCUGUUGAGAGCCAGAAAUGGCAGAGCAGAGAUAUGGCUGCCCAAACACUUCACCGUCUCUCACACACCCCAGACCGGAUGGCAAUGCUCGCCGGUUCAAAACCGGGUCCCCCCAGCCCCCAUUGUUGUUCCUCUUUGA
Diospyros lotus (date-plum) is the source of this 1495-nucleotide messenger RNA. Its product is annotated as oxysterol-binding protein-related protein 4C. The record is from RefSeq and is a predicted model, not a curated record. Gene Ontology annotation, cellular component: cytosol; membrane; intracellular membrane-bounded organelle. Gene Ontology annotation, molecular function: sterol binding. The transcript has 7 exons. Lineage: Eukaryota; Viridiplantae; Streptophyta; Magnoliopsida; Ericales; Ebenaceae. Bases 296 to 1495 code for a protein of 399 amino acids.